This is a messenger RNA of Myzus persicae (green peach aphid), 2236 nucleotides long. Its product is annotated as alpha-taxilin. Gene Ontology annotation, molecular function: syntaxin binding. Lineage: Eukaryota; Metazoa; Arthropoda; Insecta; Hemiptera; Aphididae. The coding region runs from base 395 to 2011 and encodes 538 amino acids. The transcript has 10 exons. The record is from RefSeq and is a predicted model, not a curated record.
CCUUUAGAUACGCGCACAUCCGAGCACGACACCGUAUAUUACACAUAUAUAUUUAAAUGUAUAUAUAUUAAUAACAAUACAUACACAGUGUAUAUAUGUAUAUCGGUCCGACGUUACCCGUCCCGUUGCUUCGUACGGGUCUGUCCCGCACCGACCGAUUACCGUUUUAGGUCAUUUACCAGUGCAUUAUCGCCCAGUGCCGUGUACCAAGUCCAGACUCGGCAUUUUUCUAUAGUACACGUUCCGCCACCGCCCGAUCACGAGGACGAAGACUACGACGACAAAGUGCAAACAUUAAUCAUCCGGCGUGCUUGCAUUUUGUCUGAAAAUAUUUAGAUAGAUGCACAAUUGCAGUUUAUUUUAACACUUAAAAUACUUGGUUUAUUUUAUUGACAUGGAGACUACACCUACCGUGUCAGAAGAACCUUCUGACACCAAGACUGCUCAGCCUAAUAAUCAAAAAAUUACGUCAUGUGCGUCCAGUGCAGUAACGGAAACUUCGCCCAAACAGGCAGAUGCUGUUGAUAGUACAACAUCUGUAGCCACUCAAGCUUCAGAGUUGGACAUAGCAGAUUCAAAUCAUCCGUCUAACGAUAAAAACCGUAAAAAAAAAGAUCGUCAUUUAGCUCAAGCAUUGAAAACUGUUUUGAAUAGUAUGAAUUCUUUAAAUACACCCGAAGAAAAACUAGCAGCAUUAUGCAUUAAGUAUGCAGAUCUGAUGGAAGAAAACACUAAGCUUAAGACUGCUUAUAAACAAACUGAAAAAAGAGUAUCUCAGGCACUAACAGAACGUGAUAUAGUCAGAGGUGAAAUGAAUAAAGCAGUGAUGACAAGAAGUCGAUUGGAGAGUUUGUGCAGGGAAUUGCAGAAACAAAAUAAAGCAAUAAGAGAAGAGAGUCUGAAACGUGUCAAAGAAGCUGAAGAUAAACGGAUGGAAAUGACAAAUAAAUUUCAAAACACUUUAAGUGAAAUAGCUUCAGUUAUGCAACAAAAUAGUGAGAAAAACAACAAGCUUCGAGAUGAUAAUAUGGACAUGUCUUCUAGGCUUAAGAAUGUGUGCGAACAGUAUGAGCUUAGAGAACAGGUAAAUGGCGCUCAAGUAGUUAAGUUAGCUAAACAAAUUGAGCUUGAGACCCAAUUAUGUGAUGCUAAGCUAGCCAAAGCGAACAUGGAAAUCAGUGUAGAACGAGAAACUAUUUUAAAUGAGAAGACCCAUUUAUUAAAGGAAAUACGGCUAUAUCAAACCAGAAUUGAGGAAAUGCAGAAUACUGAAAUAGACUUGCGAAACCAAAUUUCCCUGUAUAAUGAGAAAUAUGAAGAAUUUCAAAAUGCUUUAGCCCGAAGCAAUAAAGUUUUUGCUGGGUUUAAAGGAGACAUGGAAUUAAUGUCCAAAAAAAUAGUAAAACAAGAAAAAGAGUCAGCUAGUUGGAAAAUGCGUUAUGAGCGCUGCCAGCAACUUUUAGAUGAAAUUACUGUUGAACGCACUAGAAUGAUCAGUGAUUUGUCCGUAGCAACUCGACAAUUGAGUACCUUGCAAAAAUUAUGCAGAACUCUUCACUCUGAACGACAGACACUUUUGUCUAAGUUGGAACAUGGGAAAAAAACACCGGAACUGCCACCAGAUGUGGUAUCUGGAGAUGUGGCUGAACGUUUUACAGAAGCCAAUAUGUGUGCAAUGGCGGAAUGGUUUGCAACGGAACAGUCAAAAGAGACGCUACAGUCAGUUAUUGAAAAUCAAUUGAAAUUGUCUAAGGAUUCAACCGAGCAGCAACCACCUACAAAUGGAGAAGAUAUGUCGCCAGAAUCUCCUUCAUCAUCUCAAUCACAUACGUCUGAUGAACCUGCAUAUGAUACCGGUGUAAGCAGUAGUUCAUCAGUUAAUGGAGACAAAAUAGAAUCUGUUGUUGAAAAUAAUGUUGAAAACAAGUCAGCUGAUGAACAAGAGCCCAAAAAGGCUGAAAUUAAAAAAGCCAAGGAAACUCAAUCGAAACGGAAGGCUAAGAAAACGUAGUAAUUUUUGUCUUUCUUUGACAUGUAGUAGUUCACUAAUACUAAAUUUAUGAGUUGAAACUGCCAACUGUAUCUGUGAAACAGUGGAUGUUUCUAAUAAGCAAAAUUUUUAUUGUUUUAUUUUCAAGCCAUUAUUUAUCUAAAGAUGAUUACUUGUAAUCAUUUUUAAUUUUUAAUUAAAUUAAGCUAUAUAUUAAAUAUAUGAAAACAAAAAUUCUAUUAUUAA